AUGGCCAAUCAGGGUCAGAACCAUAUGAAGAACGAAGAACUAAUCCUUGAACACAGGACUUCAGCAAAAAUGGAGACAGGGAACCUGAUGAAACAGGCUGGAGAACAACUGGGACUGCAAGCUCAGGAUACCUUCUUUCAUUAUUGUGAAAUUGAUCAGUUGAAAGCUCUAAGAGGGGGAUGCAACAUUUACACAUAUCAGCAAGGAAGAGUUAAAGUAAUUCCCAGGCAUCCAAGACAGGCCCUUGACAAUAGUGCUCCAAGGCUUGGUAACCUGCAACUGGAUAUUGAGAGCAAAAUGCCUAAUCUGACCUCCACAUCUGAAUUUCUGCUGCUGGGAUUUUCAGAUAUCCGAGAAUUACAGAUCUUACAUUUCUUUGUCUUCUUAGCAGUAUACUUGGUAGCAGUGACUGGCAAUCUUCUCAUCAUCACUGCUGUAGCACUGGAUCAUCACCUGCAUAUGCCCAUGUACUUCUUUCUCAUGAACUUGGCCAUUCUGGAUCUUGGCUCAAUUUCUGUCAUAUUACCUAAAGCGAUGGCCAACUUCCUGAUUAAUAGCAUGUCCAUUUCUUAUUCAGGCUGUGUGGCUCAGGUUUUCUGCCUCUUCCUAUUUGUAGGGGCAAAUUUUGCCAUGCUAACAAUAAUGGCGCAUGAUCGGCAUAUGGCUAUUUGCCAUCCGUUGCAAUAUGAGACCAUUAUGCAUAAAGGAGCCUGCGUUCAAAUGGCAGCCAGUGCAUGGGUUUCUGGUAUACUUAAUGGCACUUUACAUACUGGUGGCACUUUUGCCAUAAACUUUUGCUCCAAUAGGAUCAAUCAGUUCUUCUGUGAAACUUCACAGAUACUAAAACUUUCCUGCUCAGACUUAUAUCUAAUUGAAAUUGGAAUUCUUCUGUUUAGCUGCAGCUUAGCUGGAGGAUGUUUUAUCUACAUUAUUAUAACUUAA
Messenger RNA from Gekko japonicus, 942 nucleotides. Its product is annotated as olfactory receptor 14A16-like. Gene Ontology annotation, biological process: G protein-coupled receptor signaling pathway. Gene Ontology annotation, molecular function: G protein-coupled receptor activity; odorant binding; olfactory receptor activity. The record is from RefSeq and is a predicted model, not a curated record. Gene Ontology annotation, cellular component: membrane. Lineage: Eukaryota; Metazoa; Chordata; Lepidosauria; Squamata; Gekkonidae. The transcript is spliced from 4 exons. The coding region runs from base 1 to 942 and encodes 313 amino acids.